GGACAGAAUCUGCCGUUGGCUGUGCUUUCUGUGGAGCUUUGUUCCUAACUGUUCUCUCACAAAGAGCUUGUUCUUGUUCGUCCUCUUUGUCUGGCCUCUGGCUUCAACCACUGAAUCGCAAAUAUUCUCCAGCUGGGAAUCAGACGAAGGCAGAAAUGAAGAACCCAGAGGCCCAACAGGAUGUUUCGGUUUCCCAGGGAGUUCGCAUGAUGUUUUACAUGAUGAGGCCCAAUGAAACUUCAUUCCAAACCUUAGAAGAGGUGCCCGAUUAUGUACAAAAGGCAACUCCAUUUUUCAUUUCCUUGAUGCUGCUUGAACUGAUUGUCAGCUGGAUUCGCAAAGGGAAACCACCGGGUCGCUUGGAUGAUGCCUUAACAUCAAUAUCAGCUGGUGUUCUGUCUCGGCUUCCAAGUCUGUUUUUCAGGAGCAUUGAACUAACCAGCUACAUUUAUAUCUGGGAGAACUACAGGCUCUUCAAUUUGCCUUGGGACUCUCCAUGGACUUGGUAUUUAACCUUCUUAGGGGUUGAUUUUGGUUACUACUGGUUCCAUCGCAUGGCCCAUGAGGUUAAUAUUAUGUGGGCUGGACACCAAACACACCACAGUUCUGAAGACUAUAACUUAUCCACAGCGCUGAGACAAUCUGUCUUGCAGAUAUACACUUCCUGGAUUUUCUACUCUCCCCUGGCCCUCUUCGUACCACCUUCGGUAUAUGCUGUUCAUCUUCAAUUCAAUCUUCUCUACCAAUUCUGGAUUCAUACAGAGGUCAUCAAUAAUCUUGGUAUUUUGGAACUGAUUCUUAAUACUCCUAGCCAUCAUAGGGUUCAUCAUGGUAGAAAUCGUUAUUGCAUAGACAAAAAUUAUGCUGGUGUUCUUAUUAUUUGGGAUAGAAUUUUUGGGACCUUUGAAGCAGAGAAUGAAAAAGUUGUAUAUGGUCUAACACGUCCCAUUAAUACAUUUGAGCCAAUCAAGGUGCAGUUCCACCAUUUAUUUUACAUUUGGACUACAUUCUGGGCCACACCUGGACUCUUCAAUAAGUUUUCUGUCAUAUUUAAAGGACCAGGAUGGGGUCCAGGUAAACCAAGACUUGGACUGAGUGAAGAAAUCCCAGAGGUCACCGGGAAAGAAGUUCCCUUCUCAUCCUCUGCCUCUCAACUAUUAAAGAUAUAUACAGUGUUACAGUUUGCUCUGAUGUUAGCAUUUUAUGAAGAGACCUUUGCGAAUACAACUGCAUUGUCACAAGUAACCCUCCUUCUGAGAGUUUGUUUCAUUAUACUGACCUUGACUUCCAUUGGAUUUCUUCUGGAUCAAAGGCAAGAAGCUGCUAUUAUGGAAACUCUUCGUUGCUUGGUGUUUCUAAUGCUGUACAGAAUUGGUCACCUGAAGCCUCUUGUUCCGUCCUUGUCAUUUGUUUUUGAGGUGCAGAUCUAUGCGUGGGCAGAUUGCAGGCACUGGACAGGGCUCCAGGGGGAAUCCUGUCGCCAAGAAGAAGGUGCAAGGGUGCUUGGCCGCGCGUCCACGUGGUCUCCACCCGGACCUGACAGGGACUCAUUACGGGCUUGCAGUCGCUUGCAA
Molecule: messenger RNA, 1574 nt
Organism: Carlito syrichta (Philippine tarsier)
Lineage: Eukaryota; Metazoa; Chordata; Mammalia; Primates; Tarsiidae
Gene: AGMO
Product: alkylglycerol monooxygenase
Exons: 13
Biological process (GO): lipid biosynthetic process
Cellular component (GO): endoplasmic reticulum
Molecular function (GO): iron ion binding; oxidoreductase activity
Source: RefSeq, a predicted model, not a curated record